Molecule: messenger RNA, 365 nt
Organism: Zingiber officinale
Lineage: Eukaryota; Viridiplantae; Streptophyta; Magnoliopsida; Zingiberales; Zingiberaceae
Product: trigger factor-like protein TIG, Chloroplastic
Exons: 3
Coding region: 6-365 (119 amino acids)
Biological process (GO): protein unfolding; 'de novo' cotranslational protein folding; protein transport
Molecular function (GO): peptidyl-prolyl cis-trans isomerase activity; protein folding chaperone; ribosome binding
Source: RefSeq, a predicted model, not a curated record
UUGAAAUGAAGAGGCAAUCUUGCUUCAAGGCUAUAGCUUUCUUGCUAUCUCUCUUCCCCUUGCCUGAGUGCAUUCAAUCGAUUAUUAGGUUAAGCGUAGAAGUUCCUCCAGCAAUAAGCCAAGAAUGUUACGGAGAAGUCUUAGAUGAAUUUUCUAAGAAGGCAAAGGUUCCUGGCUUUCGGCAGGGAAAGAAAGUUCCAGAAAAUAUUCUUCUAAACUACAUUGGUAGACAGAACAUUCAACAAGCUGUAGUUGAGGCAACUUUGAAAAAAACUCUUCCACAUGCUAUGUCUUCCGUACGUGAACAUAACAUUAGCUUGCCAACUUGUAGUAGAAGGCAGUCAUUUAUCCAUCCAAUAUUAUGA